Molecule: messenger RNA, 399 nt
Organism: Cylicostephanus goldi
Lineage: Eukaryota; Metazoa; Nematoda; Chromadorea; Rhabditida; Strongylidae
Source: the annotation of a GenBank genome assembly
AUGUUAUACUUGUCUAUGAAGUAUCUCGAAUUAGAGCGAUUGAUGUGGAAUUUGUCCACUUUGGGAGGUGCCUGUUCUGCUAUGGCUGAUUAUGACAUGACAUUUGCUAAGCGAGCAGAUAUGAUCUCGCAAAAACAAAUGAAGAUUGCUGCAGAACUAGAAGAUCGCACUUUACUCGCCCGAUGCCACCUCUACAUAGCACUUAGUGCAGCUCAACAAGCAGAUUUUUCUUCAGCAAAGCGAAUAGUCAGGGUCAUAUAUCUGUGGUCACUUCACACUCAAAAUGAAUUCAUUCAAGCCUGCUGCCGUGGUGUACGAGCAAAAAUCAAGUGCAUAGAAUUAUUUGGGACGAAAGCCCUCCGAAAUGAAAGCAGGCAUGUUGUCGAAAUAGAGAACUAA